Debaryomyces hansenii CBS767 is the source of this 2010-nucleotide messenger RNA. RefSeq names its product coiled-coil domain-containing protein. Lineage: Eukaryota; Fungi; Ascomycota; Pichiomycetes; Serinales; Debaryomycetaceae. Gene Ontology annotation, biological process: mitotic spindle assembly checkpoint signaling; attachment of mitotic spindle microtubules to kinetochore. The coding region runs from base 1 to 2010 and encodes 669 amino acids. The record is from RefSeq and is a predicted model, not a curated record. The transcript has a single exon. Gene Ontology annotation, cellular component: mitotic spindle; kinetochore; nuclear envelope.
AUGUCAGAUACUGCUUCUUCUCCAUUCAUUGAUCGUCCAAGAUCGAUGUUAGAUGAAGAUUCUGAAUUUAAUUCAAGACAGUUGAUAUCGAAUUUGCAGUUUCAGAUUUCAUCACUUAAAACAGAAAAGAGUCUAUUACAACAAAAUAAAGAGUCUAUGGCAGAGAAAUAUGAAGCGUUAUUAAUAACGAAGAACGAAGAAGUGGUUUCUUUACAAAAUGAUUUUGAUUAUGUAUUUAAACAAAGAGAUGAAUUACAAUCCAAGUAUGACAAUAGUCAACAAAUUAAUGGGAAAACUGUGGAAUCCUUGCAGGUUCAGUUAAAGGAUAUAACUGAAAGAUACGAUGAAUUGAAGGAGGAGCAUGAAUAUCUAAACUCCGAUUUCAAAAAGUUUUGUCGUGACAAUAAUCAAGUGAAAUCGGACUUGGAAUUCCACAUAAAUUCAAAAGACCAGAUGAACGAAAAGAUUACUAGUUUACAAGAUGAAAACAAAAGUUUGUGCAAGACUAACGAUGAAUUAAUUGAGAAACUAAACAGUAUUUCUGAACAGUUAGUGUCAAAUACUCAAGAUAAAUUUAGCAGAAAUUUACAGGAACAAAAUUCUAAACUUCAGAGGACUAAUAAUCAAUUACAAUUAAAGGUAGACCUGCUAUUACAACACAGGACAUCGGUAGAAUUAUUAAGACAAAAGAAUAUUACUUUGACUAAUAAGCUAUCUUCAUUGGCAAACUUAGAAGAGAAGUGUUGCAAACUAGAAAUUGAAAACCUAGAAUUAUCAAAUAAAUUCGAUACCUUUUUCAAGACCAUAGAGGAUUCAGUUAACGAUGAUACAAGUAGAACAAAUGAGUCUGUUGUUAUUGAAUUCAUGAAUAAGUAUAAGCGAUUACAAAAUCUUAAUUUGGUACUUCAGGAUAAAUAUAAUCAAUCGGUAACUGGUGUUAAAAAUAUGCAAACUGAGUUAUCUAAUAUGCAACAGAAAUAUUCCGAGGCCAUUUCAAAAGUAGAAUCAUUGAACGAAACAGUAUCUACUAAGACAGAAUUUAUCGAUAAACUUGAAAGACAGAAAUUACUCAAUGUGAAAGAAAUCGAAUAUCUCAGAGACCUGUUGAAAAAGUUGGAAGAGUUGAAUUUAAAGCGUUCUAAAGAAGAAACAAAUGAUAAAUCAACAGAACAGUAUAUGACAAAUUUAGAAAAGUUGGUUGAUGAAUAUAGGACUGAAAUUAAUACUCUUCAGAAACAAAUGCUGUCACAAGAGAUACAAUCUAACGUUCAAUCUGGAAGCAAAAGGCCAAGAAUAAUAGACAAUGGUAUACAGAAUGAUUUUAAAUCACAGGUUUCAGUAUUAGAGAAGGAAAAUUUGAAGUUAUUAUCUACUAUCAAAAAUUUAGAAUACAAUAAUAAAACGUUGGGAGAAAAAUUACAAAAUUUAGAGAGUUUAGAUAAUAAGAAAAAAGAAUUGCAUAUUUUACAAUUAAAAUCGAAUCCAGCUUCUCAAGAUCAGCUUAUUAAACAGCAGACUUUAGAUUUGCUUUCUAAAGAAAAUCAAGAAAUGAUAGAGACAUUCGUGAAAAACAAAAGUGCCCAUGAUAUGAUUCCUAAAUCUCUUUUUGAAAGACAGGAGAAUGACAAGUUACAGUUACAAACAAAAAUAGACCAGUUAAAUAAAAGAAUAAGUCGUUUAAGAGAUAUUUAUAGCCAGAAGAGUCGUGAUAUUUUAUCUGUUAUAUCAAAAUUUUUUGGGUACACAAUUGAGUUUUUACCAAGCCCAAUAAAUUCUAAUGAUUUAUCGUCUAGGAUAAAACUUGUUUCAAAAUACAUGAAUAAUAAGGAUGAAUCUAACUCUGCAUACUUAAUACUAGAUGUAAAUUCAAAAUCAUUGAAAGCAAAUGGGAGUUUAGAGUUUAAAACGCUAUGCGAAGAUUUGGUAACUAAUUGGAUCAGGGAAAAAGAUCAAAUACCCUGCUUCUUAAGUGCUUUGAAUUUAAGCAUAUAUGAUAAAUAUGUAUCUUGA